This is a messenger RNA of Eruca vesicaria subsp. sativa (arugula), 1766 nucleotides long. Lineage: Eukaryota; Viridiplantae; Streptophyta; Magnoliopsida; Brassicales; Brassicaceae. The record is from the annotation of a GenBank genome assembly.
AUGGAGGAUUCAUCAGCACCACUGUUGACCAACAUCGAAGACGAAGACACUUCUCAACCUUUGACCUUCGACAAGAUUUUCGAACAGAGCUUGUCUGGUUUCAGUUUCUCACAGUUCUUACAGAUACUUCUUGUCGCGGUUGCCUUCACCUUCGACGCGCAACAGAUAUUCAUCACCGUCUUCACAGAUGCAUAUCCCACGUGGCACUGUCUCGACCACACGGUCUGCAACCCAACAACCACCGACAUCUGUGAGCUUCCCCGGUCAGCCUGGGAAUGGGACGGCGGGUCCAAGGGCAAAACCGUCAUUUCAGAGUUCGAACUCGAGUGCUCGAGCUCUUUCCUCAGAGGUCUCCCCACGUCUGCUUUCUAUUUAGGUUCAAUCGUUGGAGGCGUUUUCAUGGCUAUGAUUCCAGACAGUUUCUUGGGACGGAAGCAACUACUUUUCUUCACAACCCUAGCUAUGUCAUGCGCUGGAAUCUCAAUCUACUUCUCCACCAACAUAUGGAUCUACGUUUUGUUAAAGUUCAUCAUCGGAUUCGCGCGUUCACAGAUAGGCACGUACGGGUUCAAUCUCAUAGGUGAGCGAGUUUCCACGAAAUGGAGACCACGAGCUGCUAUGAUUCCUUUUACUCUCUUUGUCUUAGGGCUCAUGUCUUUGUCUGGAAUCGCUUACCUUGUUAGACACGCUUCUUGGAGAGUUCUCUAUCUCUGCACAUCUGUUCCAGCAGGUAUCAACAGUAUCUUCAUCUAUUUCUUUGCCCUAGAGUCUCCUCGUUGGCUUCAUGUCCAAGGAAAGAACGAAGAAGCUAUUGAAGUGCUCAAAAAGAUUUCACCUGCAAACAGAGGUUACUUGGAGUCAGUGUCUUCUAGGUUACCUUCAAAAGAUGACGUGGAGAACACUCAAACCAGCUCGAUAAAGGACUUGUUCAUCAGAAAAUGGGCUUUUCGAAGAAUCUUGGUCGUUAUGAUCAUAAUGUUCGGGUUAGGUAUGAUGUAUUACGGUGUUCCCUUAGCGGUUAGAGACAUAGACGUGAACGUCUACUUAAGCGAAGCCCUAAACGCAGCGGUGGAGUUACCAACCUUUGUAAUCACACCAAUCUUGCUAGAGAGAUUCAACAGAAGAAGCUCUCUCCUUGUGAACUGCUUGGUCGGAGGAGCAUUAGGAGUGUUAUGUUUCGUUCUAACCCUUUUCGGACAAACAAACAUCGCUUUUGUAUUUGAACUUGGCUCGUUCUUCUGCGCUAGGAUAGGGUUUAACUUGAUGGCGGUUUAUAUGAUUGAGAUGUUUCCAACAAGCGUGAGGAACUUUGCGACAACGAUGCUUAGAAUGUCGCUUGUGCUUGGAGGAGCUGCUUGUCCAAUCAUUGCUUCUGUCGGAAGAAAUGUUCCGUCGCUCUCUUUUGCGGUUUUUGGGGUUACGGUGGCGGGUCUUGGAUUAUUCACGUUGUUUCUUCCUGAGACUAAAGGGUCAAGUCUUUGUGAUACAAUGGAAGCACAAGAGCUGAGGGAACAAGCCAUGGAGACUAGCAAUAUAUAGUUUUUUAUGUGUAUUCUUUAUAUGUGAAAGUUUUAUACUUAAUAACUCGAAUCAUUUCGAUCAUCAUUGCCAAAAAUAAAAAUGGAUUAUCAUCAGAAAAUAGAGGUAAACGUAGGCUAAAACUAAUGCCAGUUGGGCAAUGUUGAAAUAAAUGUUUAUCCUUAUUUUUUUUCAUAUAAUUUUUAUUGUAAUGUUUUACAUACAAUAAAAAUUGUCGUCUAAAGUGA